Penicillium maclennaniae is the source of this 2112-nucleotide messenger RNA. Its product is annotated as biotin--[acetyl-CoA-carboxylase] ligase BPL1. The coding region runs from base 1 to 2112 and encodes 703 amino acids. NCBI's taxonomy places the organism in Eukaryota, Fungi, Ascomycota, Eurotiomycetes, Eurotiales, Aspergillaceae. Gene Ontology annotation, biological process: protein modification process. Gene Ontology annotation, cellular component: cytoplasm. Gene Ontology annotation, molecular function: biotin--[biotin carboxyl-carrier protein] ligase activity. The transcript is spliced from 4 exons. The record is from RefSeq and is a predicted model, not a curated record.
AUGGCGACGCCCACGGGCAACGAGGCCAAUCUCAUCGGCAAAAGGCUCAAUGUCCUUGUCUACUCCGGUUCGCUCACUCAUUCCGCUUGGCAGCUGAGCCGUUUUCUGACCGACACUGGCCCGACAGGAACCGGAACUACUGUUGACUCAGUCCGACACACCCUCUACACCCUCCGCCGUCUACUUGCUCCCCAUUAUGCCGUUACUCCAGUAACGGGUGAUAUGCUUCUUAAGGAGCCAUGGUCGGCUACAUGCGCCCUGCUGGUAAUCCCCGGCGGUGCCGAUCAGGGAUACGGCCGUACACUGAAUGGUGCGGGCAACCGGCGCAUCACCCAAUUCGUGCGCCGGGGCGGGAAAUACCUCGGUUUGUGCGCGGGUGGCUACUAUGGUUGCAAAAAGUGUGAAUUCGAGGUUGGUGAUAAGACUUUGGAGGUCAUUGGCGACCGGGAACUUGCUUUCUUCCCUGGUACCUGCCGUGGCGGGGCGUUCCCUGGCUUCGUCUACCACAGCGAGGCGGGUGCACGAGCGGCACAUCUGGACGUAUCGAAGGAGGCAUUGAGCACCGAGAAUUCACCGACGCACUUCCGAUCAUACUAUAAUGGCGGUGGUGUUUUUGUGGAUGCAGCCAAAUUCAAGGACCAGGGUGUUGAAGUGCUAGCCAACUACUCUGAGAAGCUCAAUGUUGAUGCGGGCGAGGGCGCAGCAGCUGUCGUUUACUGUAAAGUUGGCGAUGGAGCGGCUAUAUUGACUGGACCGCACCCGGAAUUUGCUGCAGUGAACCUGGACCCGAAGGCCGAUGGACCUGAGUAUAAGGACCUUGUUGACGCACUUGCUGCCGAUGACAAGGAGCGUACAGACUUCUUGAAGGCUUGUUUGUCUAAACUCGGACUGCAAGUUGCGCAAGAGACAGCACAUGUGCCUUCCCUAUCGUCGUUGCAUGUCUCUGGUCUUGAUGCCAAUGAAACCAUGGAAAUAUUGGCGUGCCUAGCACCAGCAUUGACCAAUGAAAAUCAAAGCGAGUAUCUGAAAGAUGAAAACGACACCUUUCGAAUUGAGCGUCCAGGUACAUGGAACCUGGGCGACUUGGAGGAGUCGCUUCCCACCAAUUCUUCUGCGUCGAGUGACGGUAUUAUUGAUUACCAGCAAAUCAUCAAGAGACUUGUGUUCCAUGAUGAUCUACCGUCCUCUAAGCUCACUCCUAACUUCAAUCAUCAUGCAUUCUACUCAAACCUUCGGCAGUAUCAAUCUGAAUCGAAAGAGGGUGCUUCGCAAUUUGGCUCUAACUUAAUGUAUGGCGAGGUGGUGACAAGUACCAACACAAUCUUGGAAAAGAAUACUCAACUGCUUCGUCGCUUACCUCAGGGCUUUACUGCUACCGCCACUGUCCAGGUUGCUGGGCGUGGAAGAGGCUCCAACGUCUGGAUCUCACCAGCAGGCUGCCUAAUCUUCUCAACAGUCGUCCGGCAUCCGAUGGAGAAAAUGCAAUCCGCUCCCGUGGUUUUCCUGCAAUAUCUAGCAGCCAUGGCUGUAGUGAAGGGUAUCAAGAGUUACGCCAAGGGAUAUGAGAAGAUUCCUGUAAAGAUGAAGUGGCCCAAUGAUAUCUAUGCCCUCGACCCUGAGGAUCCCGAACAAAAGCGAUACACCAAGAUUUGUGGUAUCCUCAUCAAUUCCCAUUUCAUGUCAAACGAAUACAUCUCCGUCGUCGGCAUCGGUCUCAAUGCCACAAACGCGUCCCCUACCACAGCCCUGACAUCUCUUGCAGCGCGCUAUGCUACUCCCGGCGCUGCCACUACCUCGCCUGUAACGCUCGAGAAGCUUCUGGCCCGGGUUCUUACAACUUUCGAGGAUCUGUAUACCCGGUUCCUGCGCGUCGGCUUUGAUCGCGGCUUUGAGGCUAUGUACUACGAAGACUGGCUUCACAUGCACCAAAUCGUCACACUCGAGGAGGAAGGCGGUGCUCGUGCGCGCAUCCAAGGCAUCACUCGGGAUUAUGGACUCUUGCUUGCGGAGGAAAUGGGCUGGAAUGACCGACCAACUGGACGGGUGUGGCAGUUGCAGAGUGACAGCAACAGCUUUGACUUCUUCCGUGGUUUACUAAAGCGGAAGAUUUAA